Molecule: messenger RNA, 5496 nt
Organism: Gallus gallus (chicken)
Lineage: Eukaryota; Metazoa; Chordata; Aves; Galliformes; Phasianidae
Gene: IL1R1
Product: interleukin 1 receptor type 1
Exons: 13
Coding region: 382-2049 (555 amino acids)
Biological process (GO): signal transduction; regulation of inflammatory response
Molecular function (GO): interleukin-1, type I, activating receptor activity
Source: RefSeq, a predicted model, not a curated record
GUCGGGGCUCGGGGCACGGAGGGAGGUGAGGAAGAGCUGCGGCGUAGGGGACGGGUGCGGUGCCGCGGGCUGCCUGGGGCUACGGCCGUUUGUCGCGCCGCCACGGUGCGCUGCGUGGGCCGGGAAGGCCUUUCCCUCCUGAGGGUCUCCCGUGCGUCCCGCGUUGUUCGGCGUGGGCUGGAGGCGGGGCGGGCUGAUCCCGAAGGGAGGUCGGCUCCUCGGCAGGAGCUGAAAUGAUACAGAAAACUGUUAGAAGCUGUGACUGCAAAAUGAGCUCCUUCUACUUGAUGCUGAAAGGAGGUAAACUAAAGCUGCAAGAAUUAUGAUCAGCUCUUCGACAACUAACAGGAAAACCACAUGCAAGGCAACUAAAUAAAGGCUAUGCAUAAGAUGACAUCUACAUUUUUGCUUAUUGGUCAUCUAAUUCUACUCAUACCUUUGUUCAGUGCUGAAGAAUGUGUUAUUUGUAAUUACUUUGUUCUUGUUGGAGAACCUACAGCUAUCAGUUGCCCAGUAAUUACAUUGCCAAUGCUUCACUCUGAUUACAAUCUGACUUGGUAUAGAAAUGGUAGUAACAUGCCGAUAACCACAGAGAGACGUGCCAGGAUCCAUCAGAGAAAGGGCUUGCUUUGGUUUAUUCCUGCAGCACUUGAAGAUUCUGGACUUUAUGAAUGUGAAGUAAGGAGUCUUAACCGCUCUAAACAAAAAAUUAUAAAUUUAAAAGUUUUUAAGAAUGAUAAUGGUUUGUGUUUUAAUGGAGAAAUGAAGUAUGACCAAAUAGUGAAGAGUGCAAAUGCUGGAAAGAUUAUAUGUCCUGAUCUAGAAAACUUUAAAGAUGAAGACAAUAUUAAUCCUGAAAUACACUGGUAUAAGGAGUGUAAGUCUGGAUUUCUUGAAGACAAGCGACUUGUUUUGGCAGAAGGUGAAAAUGCCAUCUUGAUCCUCAAUGUUACUAUACAAGACAAAGGAAACUACACAUGCCGUAUGGUAUAUACAUAUAUGGGAAAACAAUAUAAUGUUUCACGCACCAUGAAUCUGGAAGUUAAAGAAAGUCCACUGAAAAUGAGACCGGAGUUUAUUUAUCCAAACAACAACACAAUUGAAGUGGAACUCGGCUCUCACGUAGUUAUGGAAUGCAACGUAUCAAGUGGUGUGUAUGGCUUGCUUCCAUACUGGCAAGUUAAUGAUGAAGAUGUUGAUAGCUUUGACAGCACUUACAGGGAACAGUUUUAUGAAGAGGGAAUGCCUCAUGGGAUUGCUGUGUCUGGAACAAAAUUUAACAUUUCAGAAGUGAAAUUAAAGGAUUAUGCUUAUAAAUUUUUCUGUCACUUCAUUUAUGAUUCUCAAGAAUUUACAUCAUACAUCAAAUUGGAACACCCAGUUCAGAACAUUCGUGGUUACUUAAUUGGAGGAGGAAUUUCUUUGAUAUUUUUAUUAUUUCUUAUUCUCAUUGUCUACAAGAUCUUUAAAAUUGAUAUUGUGCUUUGGUAUCGGAGCUCCUGCCAUCCUUUGCUGGGUAAAAAAGUUUCAGAUGGAAAGAUCUAUGAUGCUUAUGUUCUAUAUCCAAAGAACAGAGAGAGCUGCUUGUACUCAUCGGACAUUUUUGCUCUGAAGAUACUGCCAGAGGUCUUAGAAAGGCAGUGUGGAUAUAACCUCUUUAUAUUUGGGAGGAAUGAUUUAGCAGGAGAAGCUGUGAUCGAUGUUACUGAUGAAAAAAUCCAUCAAAGUAGAAGAGUAAUAAUUAUCUUAGUACCAGAACCAUCAUGUUAUGGUAUUCUAGAAGAUGCAUCUGAAAAACAUCUUGCUGUGUAUAAUGCUCUUAUCCAGGAUGGUAUAAAAAUAAUUUUGAUUGAACUUGAAAAAAUAGAAGAUUAUGCAAACAUGCCAGAAUCCAUCAAAUAUGUUAAGCAAAAGUAUGGAGCUAUCCGAUGGACAGGGGACUUCUCGGAAAGGUCACACUCAGCAAGUACAAGGUUCUGGAAGAAAGUUCGUUACCACAUGCCAUCCAGAAAACACGGAUCUUCAUCAGGAUUUCAUUUGUCAUCAUAAGAUUGGGUUCUCCCCACGUAACAACAGAAAAAUGACAGUGGCUAACAAAGUUUAUGUAAUUAGUGAUGGAUUGAUCGAAGGUCAUAUGUGUCUGUUCUGUACAAACAAUCUCAUCCAAAUUUUCUGGAUUGAAGAUACUACAACUUUAUUUACAGACAUGAACCAUAUUUUCUUCUGACCACAUCAGCAGAAUGUCUAGAAAUGUCAUCAACAGCACAGUGAUGGCAUGGAAAUCGUUAGGAAGUACAGAAGGACUCUUCCAAGAAUUGCACUGUGAUUUUCUAAAACAUUUUAUAAUUUUUUUAACAUUAAAAAAAAAAAGAAAAAAAAUUAUUAAAGGAUGAAUAUGAAUUAAAGGAUGAAUAUGAAGGAAACUAUAAAUUAAUUAUAAUUGUGAUGUUAUAUAAUAGACUUGGUUGUUGUUGGUAAGUGAUUGUUUUUGUUGUUUCAUGAAAUGACAUGAAUUGUAUUUGUUACAAGUUUAUUUGCUGCUUUGUUCAUUCUGCUCAAAGAUAAUUCCAUCAUUGUUAGUGCAUCCGUGUGGUAUCACCCAAGAGAAAAGAUAAGAGACAAUCCCAACUUCCCCAGAAUGCUAUUCAACUUGACAAAGAUUAAAUUCUCUUUCCUGAUCUAUCUUACAUUUAAAGAACUGCAUGGUUCUUGGCCCCUUAUGCCAUUCAGAUAUCAUUGAAAGUAUCAUUGUAUUACUGUUCCUAGUCUUAAUAUGUAUAAUGUCCAGAGGAUUUUUAUCUUGUUAAGUGCUUGUCCUUUAUUACCAUGUGGAGCUAUCAGCUUAUGGCAGAUUCUCUCAUGCAGAGUUGAGAAUGGUUGGCUUUGUCCCUGACAUCUCAAGAACCAAAGGUGUUUCAGGGCACAGACUAUAAAGCUGGGUUGUCCCAAUGGGUUGCUGAUGCUGGAAGUGAGCACAUCUUCCAUCCAGUUCUCAGCCAGGGUUCUGGCUCCAGCAUUUCUCAGCUCUGAAAGCUGAAGCUACCUGAACAGGCUAAUGUGGCUAAUUCUUUUCUGUUCUCCCACAUCAGUGAGUUUAUUUUUCCAGGAAGGGUCAGUGUGCAGUGGAAAAGGAAAAUUGAUUGUGUGAUCGUGCUCAGUAGCUCUCAGGUGCAUUUAGAAAAUACAGCUGAAAUAACACUGUUGUCCAAAGAGAGAGAGAUGGUUGGAGUCCAGUGGAUUUAAACUGGAGUCACAGCUUUCAGACAGUUGUUUGGGAAAGGAAGCUGUUAUAACUUAUUGUGGGUGCUGAAUGCUUUUUCUUUCCCUCUUAUUUUUUUUUUUUUUUUUUUUUAGGAACUUUAUGUACAACAUGGAUUUGUUAACUUCGAAGCCAGGACUCAUAUGUAGACAGUGAUGUAGUUUGUAAUGAUAAAUUCUCUUGAAGGGGAUUGUUUUUAAAGAAAUCAUCAAAUCUCUUUAAUAUCAUGUUUGAGAUAGGAGUUUUGCAGGAAUAAGAGAUGUGAGAGUUAAACUACCCGUGCUUUUCAUUUUCUGCUCAAAAGUUUCCACAUCUAAGUUAGAGAUUUAGUUUUGUAUGGAGGCUUCAGCGUUUACCUCUUACAAGUGGACUAUGUAGUCAAAGUAUAAGGCAUAGCUGGUUCUUGUGAAUAAACUUAGAACAUUUCAGAGUCUGAACUGUAUGCUAUCUGGAAACUAACCUGUGGUUCAAGUUAUCAUACACAGGCAUUGUUUUGCUUUUGCUGCUAGUGAUUUUUGAUUGAUUAGUUCCUUGUUAAAAAAAACAAAACAAAAAAUGUUUUGAGAAGAUAAAUAUUGAGCUGUUUGUGUGAUUUUUAAAAUGUAGCUGUAAUGACCAAUUGCCUGUGUCUUCAAGGAAAAAGUUUGACAGCUCUGCUGAUGGUGUGUGGGUAAGGAAAAGGCACAAAGCUGGUUAAUACGCUUAAAGUGAAGUUCUGGCUUACAUAACAGUUGCAAAAUAGGCAGGUAGUUUAUAUAAGGCAGAGAGAUUGAGAGAGAAUUGAGAGAAUGAAGGAAGCAAAAAAAAAAAAAAGCUCUGCACUUGUGUACACCAACUCCUUUGUGAUUGUUUGCUUUAGUGUUAAUAAUUGUCCUAGUACAGGAUUUCAAGAGAAGGCAUCUGAUCAGACUGUGAUGAUUGAUUUUCAACAUGAGCUUUGGAUCUGCCCUUAAUUGCUGCUUGUGAUUCUGAAUUUCUGUUUGUGUUCGUGUCCUAUUAGCUUCUGUUCUGCAGAACUUUUUGCUCCCCAAUUCAAAUUUCAGUAAAUCUUACUGCAUACUGCAGAACAACAGCUUCCUUUGUUUUCCAAGCUGUUUUCAAAGGCUGCUGCUAAUACGUUAUUAGGCAGAAAAAUUUCCUUUGAAUUGGUCCUUUAAUAUUUCUGAUACCACGUUUUCAUCAGAAAUACUUAUGUUCUGCAUCCUUCAGAAUUCUUCUAGUCUUUGAAAGCUGCUUCCUUCAUUUUGACACUGCAGUAUUAUUUUUUGUUUGUUUGUUAGUUUCUGUCAUGGCUCUUUUCUUCCCUCCAUCCUCAACCAAAAGAAACUGAUGGUCUGAGGUGCCAUCCCUCAGAACUGCCCAGUGGCCACUGGAUGGUGUGACCUUUGCGUUUUGCCUCACAGGUGACAAAGCCAAUGGAAAUAGCUUCCUUUCCCACUUUAAGUUAUUUGAUUACCUUGGUGUAUGCUGGAAAUUUGAUACGCUGCCUUCUGAGCUUUGUAAGCUGAGUAUGUAUCUGACCAGAAUGGAAUGAGAUUCUAUUCAGGACAAGAGGGGAAAAAGGUGCAUGGGUAUUUCCAACUGUUUUGGUACUGGAAUGUUUUAUCAAAGAAUGUCAUGUAUGUAUAAACCAAUUCACGUGCUUAUCUUCUGGUCUCAUUCUAUGUUUUAUUCAAGACAGAAUUGUCUCGGGAGAAACACUUCUGGUCAUGAGGUGUCACAUUCACUUAGCUGUUGCACUAAAUCUGCUUUUCAAUAUACUAUUUGUUUGGUGAUAGUCAAGUUACUGAAAUUCAUCUGGGCAAGGUGAAUGUGCACAUUGGUAUGGUUCACAUUGAUAAAAGAAUUUAGUGGGACAGAAGCUGUAUGGUUUGGUCUUUUGUCACAAGAUCCCAAUAUCAAAUGUGAAGAAUAGACACUGGAAGUAUCGUAUUUUUACUUGGAGGACUCAUAUUGACUUUGCAUUUCCACCUUGACAGUUUGCAAGCCAGCCAACAGAGUUCCAGCAACCUCUGGCCUCUUGAGUUUUCUUGGUUAUGAAAAACUGCGACUUGUUAUGCCUUCCUUUGGUGGAAAGUUAUUUUACUGAGCCAAAAUACUGAUUCUUUUUUCUAAUUGUUUGUUUUUGUUUAUUUUGAUAUAUUUGUAUGACUGAAGUUUUCAUGUGUGCUAUGUGAGGACACUUUGAAAGAUGGUUGUUUUUAAUUCAAUAAAACACUACCUAAUUUUUUCUUACA